Molecule: messenger RNA, 906 nt
Organism: Rotaria sp. Silwood2
Lineage: Eukaryota; Metazoa; Rotifera; Eurotatoria; Philodinida; Philodinidae
Source: the annotation of a GenBank genome assembly
AUGAGACAUUCAGAUUGGACAAUACCAGAUUCAGAAUUUGAUCAAAAUGUACCUCGAAAUAGUAUUUGGUCACCAGAACCUGUUCGAACUAAUUCAAAUCCUAGUUUUCAACGUAUAUCUUCAAUUUCAACCAAUUUCGUCAAAUCAAAUGCGUGGAGUGAAUCAAUAAAUAUUUAUUCAAAUUCAAAAAAGUCACUUAUAUCACCAUAUUAUAAAGCUAUUCUGAUAGGCUUAUGUGUUAGUGUAUUAGCUGGAGGUAUUGUUCUUGCUGCAAUUAUGACUGUAUGGUUAAAAUCAACAACUACGACAACUUCAGUAACCACUACUACAAGCACGUCAACAUCAUCAACAAGUUCGACAACUUCAUCAUCAAGUACUACGAGUUCGACAACUUCGUCAACAAGUAGUACAAGCUCGACAACUUCGUCAACAAGCACUACAACUAGUACCUCUGCAACUACUUCAACAACUACUAGUGUCACUACAACAACUGUUGCUAUUAACAUAGUAUAUUCUGAAAGUUUUACAAGUGGCAUCACUCCAACGACUCAAUGUACUGCAUGGACAAGCUUUGUUGCUCAAUUAACAACUUUACCCUAUACAUUAUUAACAAUGAAUGGUACAUUAGAUUCAGUUGGAGUCACGAUAACUGAUUCUGCUGUGAUAGCUAAUAUUGCUUUAGCUUUACGGACGUCAACUUCAUAUGGACCAGUGACAACUAAUGGUCGUUUAUGGGCAGUUGGUGGUUGUGGAGGUGGAUCUGAAUUGAGUGCUAGUGGCUCUAUUUGUUCGUGUCCAGGUCCGGAUUAUAUUGUUCGACCAUGUAUAGGUAAUUCAAACUAUGAUGGUAUCAAAAGUAGUACUUGCGGUGGACCCAAUCAAGUAAUGUCUGUAAUAUUUCAAUAA